UGCCUCGUUAUGGAUUCACCUGAAAUUUAUAAAAAAGAUGGCCUAAGUUAGACACGUAAACUACGAUUAAAGAUCUUCAUCAGUUGAAGGAGAGAAUUUUAAGGCUUGAAGAAGCUGCAACCUGGGAACAAAAGAGAGACUUAAAAGAGCAGCAGAAUGGGACGUACAGUUAUAGCAGAAGACAGUUUAAAAGAUGGAAUUGAUAGCUUGUUUGGAAAUUUUAGAUGGCAAACAGGGUUGCUGCUUGGACAGUUGACUGAACAAAAAGAUUUCAUUGUACAUAUGGCAAGAACACCUGAUCCUGUGGAAGAUGAAGCUGAAAUUGAAAGUUGCCAAGGUGAUGAAAGCAUGCCCCUAAAACAGGAAGAGAAGAAAGAAAAGAAAAAGCAAGUGUCAUCAAAUGCUGAAGAAAUUAAUGAGAAAUGGAUCAUAGAGCAUGCUAGACAAGUAAGCAGAAUGCUGCCUGGUGGGAUCCAUAUCAUAGGUGUUUACCUUUUUGGUAGUCCUGACCUUGCCAAUAAGUACCAAGGAAAACUGAAGCAAUGCAUCAGUGCAUUUCAAAAGGUCACAGAACGGAGCAAAGCCCUUAGAAGAUUCUUUGCCCACAGUGAGCGCAUGCUACUCCAUAUAUGUGCAUCAACUAGAAAAAUAACAUGCAGGACAAUGAGUUCAACUGACACUCAAAUGCAGCUUAAACCAGCCGAGUUCAAAUACCAAAGCUUUCUCAGCAAAUGGAACUCUGUUAAAUGUGUAGCCGAUAUUGAUUUACGCUUCAACCUGCCAGUCACAUCAGAGAAGAGUCAAUUUGAAAGUCUGAUAUUUCAAGGACUGCAGGACCAAUUGGAGGACAUUUGUGAUUCAGUGGCUUUAAUAAAGGACAGUUUUGUGGAAGACGAAGAACUUCUCUUUGAGGCCCAGAAAGUUGGCAAGGGAAAACCGAUAAAAGAAGUUUCAAGAACUGCGGAAAUCGAUUUUUUUGCUUGCAAUAAAUGCGAUAAUGCUGAUAAAUUAGAAAGGAAAUGCUCUCGAGGGGUUAUCAAAUUUGUAGGCAAAUCUUAUUGUGUCGCGUAUCUCCACCCGAAAGCAACGAAAGGAGAAGCCAUCAAGGCUUUAAAGGGAGAUAUAAUUCGAAGCAUUUUAUCAAGAAUACAAUUGUUGUGUGAAGAGGCCGAGGUGAACAAUCUUUAUCAAGUGGACGACUGGAGCCUCGUUUCACCCACCCGUGUCUUGGCACAGUUCAAAAAGACUCCUUUAUACUUUUGUGAUUAUGUGUUUAAAGAUGAAGAGAGCAAGGAAACAUUAGAGAGGUUUUACGAUCUUCUCAAUUUAUCAAUAACAAAAGAUAGUCUGGUUUAUAAUGAAAAAUCACCAGACAUAGAAAUGGCGGCUCAAAUGAGCGUGGAAAGCGGCCAGAGUUCAUCAAACGAGGAUUCUCCUGAUCAAGUAGCAGCCGAGAGUCAAUCAGAGAAAAGCAAUUAUUUAUUGUGUCUUAUUGGAAUAUUAGUCGCUGUGAUAUCAUCACUCAUUGCUUUACUAAUGAUGGGGUGAGACACCGAGAAAACGACAGCAAUUUGGUCAACUGGAUGGAGUUAAGGAGUUACUGAAGAUUCUUCUGCAGUCAACCUCGAUUCUUUAUACCAGUCGUUAUUCAUACCCUGUCUCAAAUUGAACAUUCUGAAUGUGUCCUUGAGCUGAGAAUUUACGGACGCCCUAUUCCCAUGCUGCAAAUGCCAGUGGCCUCUCUCUUCCAUUUUGCUCGUUUAGGUACAUCAAAACGUACGUACGCUGAAGGGGGUUACGUUCUGUGAAAGCAAGCUAUCUCAUACCUGAGGAGUAGGGUACAAGAGACAAGUUGCAUAAAUUCUCAAAAUAACUAUAUAUCUUACUUUUCUCAAAUUAUAUCUUACAUCUUUACAUCUCAAAAUAAUCUUACAUUAAGUAAACAAGCAGGAAAAAGUUAAUUUGUAAAUUGUGAAAAAUAUAAAGGAUAUGCUUCAAGAUUCAGCUAAGAUUUUGAAUAUCCCUUGUCCCCCCCCCCCUCCCCAACUCCUCUCGUAUGCGAUGGAUAGUGAUUUUCCAAUGCAAUUUUUUUUUAAUCUGCAUGCAAUUACACGAUUAUUGGGCACAACGACUUUAUGGAUGCCCUUUUUUGCUGACCUUUUACAUUAAGCAAUCACAUAUGCUUGCUUUGCAUUAGCUGAAAUAGAGUGCAAUUCGAAAAUAAACAGAUUAUUUAUAAACAAUGUAACACAUCCCUUUGCUUACCAAUACCAAGUGUACCUGAAAACGCACCUUCAUUUAUUGGCAUGACUUGUUAUUUUUCCACAAAAUUUGAAUAUUUAAUAUGCAGCUCAUUGAUUUUACUGCAGAACAACAGCGUUGAAUGCCUUCAUUGUUUGAACAUUUAUGUAUUCCAUCCUCUUCUAAGGCCCCUUUUCAGGACUGGAGGAUUUUAUUUAUAUCUAGGCGUUAAAUAGCAGAUUUAUCUCAUCGUCAGUUUUGUGUCACAGAAAUACGAGCUAACACACACCCAGAGUUGUCUAAUAAGCCUUUGUACCACAAGCCCCCUUCUAAGAUAAGCCCCUUUUAUGGCAAAAAAUCUGACAGAUAAAUCAAACACAAAAGGUGAAUUAGCAGAUUUAGUAUAUUUUUGUUACUUGCUAAGGAGUUUUUUGUGAGCGUCUAAAAAAUCCACUUCUUAUCCGUGCCAAUGUAACUUCGAGCUUUUUGUUUUGGUCUGCGAUAACGCCUAUUUCGAAUACAACAUAAUAGAUAUUUUUCACUCAUUCACGCUGGCAGCCUACCCAGAUUAACCCUAUUUUGACUUCAGGAAGGACAGUUCUCUCCUGCACAACAAAUGAAAAUGGAGGUGGGGUUGCUGUUCAUUGAGUUCAAAAGCAACUUCCUUCUUUUAAACCCUUGUUUUGAAUUGCUGCAAUUAAAUAGGACAAAUUAAGGGGCAAUAGUCAAGAAUUUGGAGAAACCCUCUUGCUAUUUGCGUUUUUUGCAAAUAACCACAAAUUAUGGAUGUCGAAACGCUUUUAUCUUUGAUCAAAUCUACUUAAGUUCUCUUUUGCUGCCAAUCAGAUAUUUUUAUGAAUUCUUCUACUAAAUACAAAUUUAAUUAAGUCUUUUAAGCCUAUCACUUGCUUGUCUGCAUUAAGAAUUUUCGACAGAUCAAAUUAGCUAGAAAUGCUUAUGACAAAUGAUAGAAGUAAAAAUGCA
This is a messenger RNA of Rhopilema esculentum, 3225 nucleotides long. Its product is annotated as protein odr-4 homolog. Gene Ontology annotation, cellular component: endomembrane system. The record is from RefSeq and is a predicted model, not a curated record. Gene Ontology annotation, biological process: intracellular protein localization. NCBI's taxonomy places the organism in Eukaryota, Metazoa, Cnidaria, Scyphozoa, Rhizostomeae, Rhizostomatidae.